AUAAUUUCUGUCUGUUUGAAGUUGGCAGCCAAAAGACAAGCACAGGAGACAGACUCCAUUGUGUCGCCGGAGUUAUCGCCGUUCUGUCUGAAAGCAGGAAGUAUUCGCCGCAGUAGAAGAAGAAGAUCUCACAGGACUCUUUCAGAAGAGACAGCAGCUGAAGCUGCUGAGGAGAGGCUGGAGCCAGUGGAUGAAAUUGUGCCUCCUCUGUCCCCUCUGCCAGUCCACCCUCUGCUGGCCACGCUCUCCUCUCACCCCCUCAGCACCAGGAGAGCCAGCCAGAACAGCAUCUUCAGCUCCUUCCGCCCUCGCAACAACUCGGAGGCUGACUUCGCGGACGACGAGUACAGCGUCCACGGGGACGUCUUCAGGAGUCGCGCCAGUUCAACCGUAACGCCCUGGAAGAAGAGGACGGGCAGCGUCAGAAGCCACUGCUCCCAGGUGUUGACCCCCAGCCUCAACAUCAACGGACGACUCAACGUCUUGCUGGACCAGAACGGCAUCGCCGCCAUGGGUCUGCUCACCCCGACCUGCGUGCCGACUCACAGCAUGGAGAAGUUGAAGGAAGAAACAAAGCCAUGCAGCGGAGUGGAUCCGGCCCCCAGGCCUCUGCUGCAGCCUUCGCCCAGCGUCACGGAGCGCUGCUCUGUGCGCAGGAAACGAACUCACAGCUCCUUCAGCUUCUUCAGCGACGCCAUGGAUGAGCUGGAGGAAUCAAGGCAGAAGUGCCCCCCUUGCUGGUACGCCUUCGCCAAGAAGUAUUUGAUAUGGGACUGCUGCCCCUGGUGGCUGAAGUUAAAGGAGUGUGUGAAGUUCAUGGUGAUGGAUCCUUUCCUGGACCUGGGGAUCACCAUAUGCAUUGUGCUGAACACCCUGUUCAUGGCUCUGGAGCAUUACCCCAUGACUGAUGAGUUCAACACCAUGCUGUCAGUGGGCAACCUGGUUUUCACAGGGAUCUUUACAGCUGAGAUGGUGUUGAAGCUCGUUGCCCUGGACCCAUAUUACUACUUCCAGCAGGGCUGGAACAUCUUCGACGGCGUCAUCGUCUGCCUCAGUCUGAUGGAGCUGGGCCUUUCCACAGUGGAGGGACUGUCUGUCCUGCGCUCUUUCAGACUGCUAAGAGUGUUUAAGCUGGCAAAGUCCUGGCCUACUCUCAACACUCUCAUCAAGAUCAUUGGGAACUCUGUGGGCGCCCUGGGGAACCUGACGCUGGUGCUGGCCAUCAUUGUUUUCAUCUUCGCCGUGGUGGGCAUGCAGCUGUUUGGCAAGAACUACCAGGACUGCGUGUGUAAGAUCGCCUUUGACUGCCAGCUGCCCCGCUGGCACAUGAAGGACUUCUUCCACUCCUUCCUGAUCGUGUUCCGGGUGUUGUGCGGCGAGUGGAUCGAGACCAUGUGGGACUGCAUGGAAGUGGCCGGCCAGCCUCUCUGCAUCCUGGUGUUCAUGUUGGUCAUGGUCAUAGGGAACCUGGUGGUGCUGAAUCUGUUUCUUGCCCUGCUGCUCAGCUCCUUCAGCUCCGACAACCUCUCCGCUCCUGAAGAAGACGGGGACCUGAACAACAUCCAAGUCGCCAUCGGCCGCAUCCACGCCGGCAUGUCGUGGCUCUGCGGGAGCGUCGUUGACCUCUUCAGCCACGGCUUCAGGAGUCAAAAGCAGAAGGCCAAAGAGGCCGGUCAGGCUGAGCAGAUGGUCGGAAAUCACAUAGAGAGCAACGGGGGGAUAAUCGGAAGCUACGGAGAAAAGUACAUCCUGCCUGAAGAGGAUAGUUACAUGACCAACCCCAACCUUACCGUCGUGGUUCCCAUCGCUCCUGGAGAGUCCGAUGUGGAGUUUCUGGAGGAGGAAAAUUCAGAGUCGUCAGAGGAUGAGGACAAGCCGGAGAAGAUCAGCCUUUCGGAGGGCAGCACCGUGGACAUGAGGAAGCCUGGAGAGGAGGAAGACGACCUAUCGGAACUGGACGAUGACAGUAUGGAGCCGGAGGAUUGCUUCCCAUACUUGUGUCUGAGGCACUGUUCGUGCUGCGACAUCGACACCAGCCGUGGCCUGGGCCAAGCCUGGUGGAGGCUGAGGAAGACCUGCUACCAGAUCGUAGAACACAGCUGGUUUGAGACCUUCAUCAUCUUCAUGAUCCUGCUCAGCAGCGGGGCUCUGGCGUUUGAAGACAUCUACAUCGAGAGGAGGAAAGUCAUUAAAGUGAUGUUGGAGUACGCCGACAAAGUCUUUUCCUACAUCUUCGUCCUGGAAAUGUUCCUCAAGUGGAUAGCAUAUGGCUUCAAGAAAUAUUUCACCAACUACUGGUGCUGGCUGGACUUCCUCAUUGUGGACAUCGCCACAGACCGCACUAUUGUUAGGGUGUCUCUGAUAAGCCUGGUUGCAAAUUCACUGGGAUACUCGGACUUCUCCGCCAUCAAGUCACUGCGAACCCUCCGGGCCUUGAGGCCUCUCAGAGCACUGUCCAGAUUUGAGGGCAUGAGGGUGGUGGUGAAUGCCCUGAUCGGAGCCAUUCCCUCCAUUAUGAACGUGCUUCUCGUGUGUCUUAUCUUCUGGCUCAUCUUCAGCAUCAUGGGAGUCAACCUGUUCGCUGGCAAGUUUGGGAAGUGCGUGAACAGAACGGGCUUUAUCCACAGCGUCUCGGUGGUUAACAAUAAGUCUGAUUGCCUCGCCAUGAACGACACGCAGUUCUACUGGACAAAGGUGAAGGUCAACUUCGACAAUGUUGGACUCGGCUACCUUUCCCUUCUGCAAGUGGCAACGUUUAAAGGAUGGAUGGAAAUCAUGAAUGCUGCCGUUGACUCAAGAGGAGUGGAGGAGCAACCCAGCAGAGAAAUCAACCUCUACAUGUACCUCUACUUUGUCAUCUUCAUCAUAUUCGGCUCUUUUUUUACCCUCAACCUCUUCAUCGGGGUCAUCAUUGACAAUUUCAAUCAACAAAAGAGAAAGUUAGGUGGACAGGAUAUUUUCAUGACUGAGGAACAAAAGAAGUACUACAACGCAAUGAAAAAGUUGGGAUCUAAGAAACCUCAAAAGCCAAUCCCAAGGCCUGCGAACAUCCUCCAAGCCUUCUUCUUCGAUCUGGUGUCCAAGCAAGCCUUCGACAUCAUGAUCAUGAUGCUCAUCAUCGUCAACAUGGUGACCAUGAUGGUGGAAACCGACGAGCAGUCGGAGCGGAUGGAGUCUGUCCUCAACAUCAUCAACCUGGUCUUCAUCGUUAUCUUCACAACCGAAUGCCUGAUUAAGCUCUUUGCUCUCCGAUGUUACUUCUUCACUGUUGCAUGGAACAUUUUUGACUUUGUGGUCAUCAUUCUCUCUAUUAUUGGGAUUGUCCUCGCUGACAUCAUUGAGAAGUACUUUGUAUCUCCAACGCUGUUCCGAGUCAUCAGACUGGCCAGGAUAGGACGUGUACUUCGACUUAUCCGUGCAGCCAAAGGAAUAAGGACUUUACUGUUUGCCUUAAUGAUGUCCAUGCCAGCACUGUUCAACAUCGGCCUCCUGCUUUUUCUCGUAAUGUUCAUCUACGCCAUCUUUGGCAUGGCGAACUUUGCCUACGUGAAGAAGCAAGACGGGAUUGAUGACAUGUUCAACUUUGAGACCUUCGGGAACAGCAUCAUCUGCCUUUUUCAGAUCAGCACCUCAGCAGGCUGGGACAACCUCCUGAGCCCCAUCAUGUCCAGCCCCCCGGAGGAGUGCGACAUCAACUUCGUCAACACCGGCACCAAUGCCCGCGGAAACUGCGGGAACCCAUCGGUGGGCAUCGCUUUCUUCGUGAGCUACAUCAUCAUCUCUUUUCUCAUCGUGGUGAACAUGUACAUAGCCAUCAUCCUGGAGAACUUCAGCGUUGCCACCGAGGAGAGCACAGAACCUCUGAGCGAGGAUGACUUUGAAAUGUUCUACGAGGUCUGGGAGAAGUUCGACUCUGAGGCCACUCAGUUCAUAGAGUUCUCAAUGCUGGAGAGGUUUGCCGACGCGCUGUCGGAGCCGCUGCGGAUCGCGAAACCCAACAAGAUCCAACUGAUCUCCAUGGACCUUCCCAUGGUGAGCGGGGAUAAGAUCCACUGCCUGGACAUCCUAUUUGCGUUCACAAAACGCGUACUGGGGGAGUCGGGUGACAUGGACACCCUCAAGCAGCAGAUGGAGGAGAAGUUCAUGAUGACCAACCCGUCUAAGGUCUCCCACGAGCCCAUCACUUCGACGCUGCGCCGCAAAAUGGAGGAGGUGUCUGCGGUCAUCAUCCAAAGGUGCUACAGGAGGCAUCUGGUGCGGCGGCAAAUGAAGCAGGCGUCUUACCUCUACAGACAAAUCAACUACGAGACGGCGGUGGAUGUGGACAACGCUCCAGAGACGGAGGGGCUCAUAGCGUCCAUGAUACAGCACUUCGUUCCCAUAGCGAUACAAGUCGAGCAGACAGCGGAAGACUCGCUGCUGUCCUCACCGCCAUCUUACGACAGCGUGACUUGGGGGGCCGGUGUAAGCCCCUCUGCUACAGUCAGAACCGCAUCUCGAGGCCCCGAAGUCGGGGACCCGACCGAAAACUACGAGGAAACAUUUCUUUGAGACUGCAUCGAGACGGAUUGAAUCGAUUGAGCAAUAAUUCAUGUUAAACUGAUUUUUUUUAAAUGGUUUUAUAAGACGCAGAGGAUAUAUGCAAUUUUUUUAAAGUACAGUAGCUCACAGCCUCUAUUUUAGUAGAAAGACGAUCCUGAGUAAAUGUAACCUUCACAUCGACAAUAGGUUCUAUAGUUAAUAUUUUCAAAACGCCUCUGGGAAAGUUGUAGGGAUGUUUUUGGUCAAUCUUACGGUGAUAUGAAGGUCAGCAUUUAAAUUCCAAACUACAUCAGAACAGUGAACCACUCCAUGUGCAGUUUUUACAUGAAGGGUGCUUGUAGGUUACAGGCAGUCUCAUUGUUUUAUACUCAACUUAUCUGCACUUUAACCAAAACACUGGAUGGUAAUUUUGUUGAUUGUAUUAAAAAGUAAGUUCUUUAAUUAAUAGUCCUCUAAAGUUUCCCAUUCAUUUGGCACUCGUAGAUCUGCGAUAUUGGAGCAUUUUCAAUGUAAAGGGAUGAUGCUGGUGAAGGGGAUGCAAAGCGCUUUACGAUGCAUUUCUCCAUUUUGUUCAGAUCUCUGUUGUUAGGUUGCCUUCUCCUUGGUUGCUGUGACUCGUGUGAAAUGCAAAAAUGUAGAACGUUCAAACUUUCAAGCACAUUUGUAUCAACCAAACGUAAAUGCUUUGUCAAAAAAAAAAGAAAUUGCAUAAU
Molecule: messenger RNA, 5255 nt
Organism: Poecilia latipinna (sailfin molly)
Lineage: Eukaryota; Metazoa; Chordata; Actinopteri; Cyprinodontiformes; Poeciliidae
Product: sodium channel protein type 2 subunit alpha-like
Exons: 18
Coding region: 511-4551 (1346 amino acids)
Biological process (GO): sodium ion transmembrane transport; membrane depolarization during action potential; neuronal action potential
Cellular component (GO): voltage-gated sodium channel complex; plasma membrane
Molecular function (GO): voltage-gated sodium channel activity; protein binding
Source: RefSeq, a predicted model, not a curated record